Messenger RNA from Sclerotinia borealis F-4128, 2079 nucleotides. The record is from the annotation of a GenBank genome assembly. Lineage: Eukaryota; Fungi; Ascomycota; Leotiomycetes; Helotiales; Sclerotiniaceae.
AUGGGAUCACAAACCCCUCCCCCCACAGCCAAUGCAUAUAAUUCAUCCCCCACCGAGCCCGAGCCUCCAGCCACCGAACUCUGGCGCCAUCCCAACCCCAGCUCAACCCGCAUGUACGCAUUCAAAGAAAUCAUAAAUCAGAAAUACGAGUUGCAGUUGGAGAGUUAUGAGGAUUUGUAUGGGUGGUCGGUGGAGAAUAUAGCGCGGUUUUGGGAGGAGACGUGGUGGUUUACGGGGGUUAGGGCUGAGAGGGGGUUUGAGAAGGUCGUUGACAAAAAUGCUCCCAUGUUCCCCCGACCCGACUUCUUCCAAGGCUCUCUCCUUAACUUUGCCGAAAAUCUCCUCUACCCCGCCAACCUCACCAUCGACCCCGACUCUCCAGCCAUCAUCGCCGCCACCGAAUCCACUCGCUCCACCGUCUCUUGGACCGAACUUCGAGAGCAUGUUCGCCAAUGUACCAAUGCCCUUCGAACACUCGGCGUCAAACCCCAUGACCGAGUUGCCGGUUUCGUAGGAAAUCACACAAAUACUGUUGUGGCCAUGCUGGCCGCUACAUCCAUAGGAGCCAUCUGGACGGGUGUUAGUCCCGAUACCGGGGUUGCGGCUGUAUUGGAUCGAUUGGUGCAGAUUGAGCCGGUGGUGCUUUUUGCUGAUAAUGGGGUUGAGUAUAAUGGGAGAUUUCAUGAGAGUUCAAGUAAAACACGUGAGAUUGUGAAGGAGUUAAAGGGGCUUAGACGAUUGAUUGUGUUUGAUACUGUGAAUUUACCUGUUGAGAUUGAGGGGUUUGAAAUUGAGAAUGGGAAAGCAGAGACUUAUGAUGGUUUUUUGAAAAGCGCCACCAAUCCAGAUGCCCCAUUAAAAUUCACACAACUCCCACCAAGUCACCCAAUCUACAUCCUCUACUCGUCGGGCACAACCGGCAAACCCAAAUGCAUCAUCCACUCCUCCCUCGGAACCCUGAUCCAACACAAAAAAGAACACAUCCUCCACUGCGAUAUACGUCCUACCGAUCGUCUCUUCUAUUUCACAACCUGCACAUGGAUGAUGUGGCAUUGGCUGGUCUCUGCUCUAGCUUCCGGAACCACCAUCAUCCUCUAUGAUGGAUCACCUUUCAAACCGCAUUCUCAUCUCUCCAUGCCUCUCCUCAUCCAAGAACUGGGCAUCACCCAUUUCGGCACGAGCGCGAAAUAUCUCAGUAUCCUCGAACAAAACAACAUUCUCCCCUUAAAACAAAACAUCAACCUAACCACCCUCCGCGCAAUCUACUCCACCGGUUCUCCCCUCGCCCCCUCAACUUUCAACUACAUAUACGCCUCUUUCCCCCCCACCAUAAACCUCGGUUCCAUCACCGGCGGCACAGACAUAAUCUCGCUCUUCGGAGCGCCCUCACCCCUCUCCCCCGUCCACACAGGCGAGAUCCAAGUCCGCGCCCUCGGCAUGUCAAUCACGGCCUAUUCACCCACCGGGCAUCCAGUCCCCGCCGGCGAACCCGGCGACCUCGUCUGCACCCGCCCAUUCCCCAGUCAACCCACAACUUUCUUCGGUCCUCCUCCCUCAGGCGACCAAAAAUACUUCGCAAGCUACUUUGAACACUUCCCAGGCAUAUGGCACCACGGCGAUUUCAUCAAAUUCUCCGCCAAAACAGGCGGUAUCUACAUGUUAGGACGCUCAGACGGCAUUCUCAAACCCGCCGGUGUGCGUUUCGGAUCCGCGGAAAUCUAUAACGUACUACUGAAACACUUCAGCGUCGAAAUAGAAGACGCGCUCUGCAUAGGACGACGUCGCGUAACAGACGAUGACGAAACAGUCGUUUUGUUCGUGAAGAUGGCAUCAGGUCAAUUGUUUAAGGAAGGACUAAAGGAGGAUAUUAAGAAAGUGGUGAGAAAAGAAUUGAGCGCGAGACAUGUACCUGGGAUUGUUGAUGAGUGUAUGGAGAUUCCAGUGACGACGAAUGGCAAGAAGGUGGAGGUGGCGGUUAAACAGAUUCUGUGUGGGGUGAAUGUUGGGAUUGGGGCGAGCGUGGCUAAUGCCGAGUGUUUGGAUUGGUAUCGGGAGUGGGCGUGGGCGGCGAGGGGGUAG